Momordica charantia (bitter melon) is the source of this 1570-nucleotide messenger RNA. Its product is annotated as polyadenylate-binding protein RBP47C. The record is from RefSeq and is a predicted model, not a curated record. Lineage: Eukaryota; Viridiplantae; Streptophyta; Magnoliopsida; Cucurbitales; Cucurbitaceae. Gene Ontology annotation, cellular component: cytosol. Gene Ontology annotation, molecular function: mRNA binding.
CCCCACUAUUAAUACGGAGGAAGAUAAGAUGCAAAGCAACGGCUCUGAUUCGCAGCCGCAGGAGCCAAAUCAACGGCUCCAACAGCCGCAGCAGUGGAUGCCAAUGCAGUAUCCGCCGGCGGCGAUGGUAAUGCCGCCCCAUAUGAUGACGCCGCAGCCUUACAUGCCGCCGCCCUUGCCGCCGCAGUAUAUGCAUUAUCACCACCAAUAUCAGCAUCACCAUCUCCCUAUACAGCAUUCCCAGCCUCUACAGGGAUCUGGCGGCGAAAACAAGACGAUUUGGGUCGGCGACUUGCACCAUUGGAUGGAUGAGAGUUACCUCCAUAACUGCUUUGCUUCCAUCGGCGAGAUUUCAUCUAUCAAGGUUAUUCGUAAUAAGCAAACUGGUUUGUCUGAGGGGUAUGGAUUUGUAGAAUUUUUUGCUCAUGCAACAGCUGAGAAAGCUCUUCAGAACUAUUCUGGAAUGUUUAUGCCAAAUACAGAGCAGGCUUUCCGCCUGAAUUGGGCGACAUUUAGCACGGGUGACAAGCGAUCUGACAAUGAUCCCGAUCUUUCAAUCUUCGUCGGAGACUUAGCUGCAGAUGUUACUGAUACUUUGUUGUAUGAAACUUUUUCUAGUAAAUUUCCUUCUGUUAAAGCUGCAAAAGUUGUCAUUGAUGCCAACACUGGUCGAUCAAAGGGUUAUGGUUUUGUAAGGUUUGGAGAUGAUAAUGAGAGGUCUCAGGCCAUGACUGAAAUGAAUGGUGUUUAUUGUUCAAGCAGACCUAUGCGCAUUGGUGCAGCAACACCUAGAAAGUCUUCUGGAUACCAGCAACAAUAUUCUUCACAAGGAGGAUAUUCUUCAAAUGGUUCCUUUAGCCAAGGUCUCCAAUCUGAAGGAGAUUCUGCAAAUACAACAAUAUUUGUUGGAGGGCUCGAUCCUAACGUCACUGAUGAAGAUCUGAGGCAGCCUUUCUCGCAGUAUGGUGAGAUAGUCUCUGUUAAAAUUCCAGUUGGUAAAGGAUGUGGGUUUGUCCAAUUCGCCAACAGAAAUGAUGCCGAAGAGGCUUUGCAGAAACUAAAUGGAACUGUAAUUGGCAAGCAAACUGUUCGUCUAUCUUGGGGCCGAAAUCCGGCAAAUAAGCAGUUCAGAGAUUUCGGGAACCAGUGGAAUGGAGCUUACUAUGGAGGGCACAUGUAUGAUGGCUAUGGAUAUGGUCUGCCUCCUCAUGAUCCAAGUAUGUACCACGCAGCUUAUGGAGCUUACCCUGUCUAUGGAAGCCAUCAACAACAAGUAAUCUGAACACACCAAUCUUUAAUCAAUCCUUAGGCACUUUCCAAGUAGAAACAGCUGAAGUUGCUUCAGCUUCUGGAAUUCACUUGGGUUUUUUUUCUUUCUUUUUUUAAUAGAUAUUUUUCCAUAUUAAUCCGCCUUCCAUCUGCGUAGUGGAACUGAAUUUUGAUGACCUAAGCUAGUUCUCUCAUCUCGUAGGGAUAUUUAUAUAUUCAUUUCAUUUAGAUUAUUACUGAAAACUGAUGACGAACUUAUUAUUAGAUUAUAUAUAAUCCCGCGUUAGUGCAUGCAUGAUAU